Molecule: messenger RNA, 1477 nt
Organism: Polistes canadensis
Lineage: Eukaryota; Metazoa; Arthropoda; Insecta; Hymenoptera; Vespidae
Gene: prel
Product: protein preli-like
Exons: 5
Coding region: 287-964 (225 amino acids)
Biological process (GO): phospholipid transport
Cellular component (GO): mitochondrial intermembrane space
Molecular function (GO): phosphatidic acid transfer activity
Source: RefSeq, a predicted model, not a curated record
GUUUCCCUUCCAUUUAUACUGUUAUCUUUAGUGACAAAAUGCACUUCUGUGUAUAGUCAUGCAUUAUAAGGGAAGGUUUAUCAUGAAAUAACUAACGUUUUACGAUUAUUUACUCGAGUUCAUCGAUUUUAACGGAAAUUUUCUUUUACACAGUUAUAAAAAACAACUUAAUUAUUUAAAAAAAGCUUUGAAGAAAGCAUUGAACAUUUAUUAAUGAAAUAUUUUAUUAAACCUAAUCAAGACUGUUGUUGAAAAUAUAUUUCAAUUGGUUGCAUUUUUCAUUAUAAUGGUUAAGUAUUUCGAAGACAAUACAACAUUUUACUUUAAUUGGAAGCAAGUUGUACAAGGAUUUUGGGUUAAAUAUCCCAAUCCUCACAGCUCGCAUGUCUUAUCAGAAGAUACUAUAUCAAGAGAAGUUAAGGAAGGCAAGCUAUAUUCUAAGCGUCUUUUGACAAAAACAAACGGUGUACCAAAAUGGGGUGAAAUGUUGAUUAAGAAAAAGUCUGUUAAAAUAGUUGAGGAAAGUAUAUUGGAUCCAGAAGCAAAGACAUUGACAACGUAUUCGAGAAAUUUUACCUACAACAAGGCAAUGAGUGUUAUUGAGAAAGUUGUUUAUCGAGUAUCGGAUGAAAACCCUUCAUGGACUACAGUACACAGAUCGGCAUGGAUAUGGAGUUGUGUACUUGGAUUUAGUAAAGCAAUUGAAGCAUUUGGACAAGACAGAUUAAAAAAGAAUUAUAUUAAAAUGUCAUUAGGUUUCAAUGACGUUCUUGGACGUAUGUUUCCACAAACAGCACAAUUAUCAACUUCUUACAGCAGUAUUCAACCUGACGAUACAACUGCAAGUAAAUCAAUUUUAGCUGAAGGAUUGCAACAUUCAUUGAAAGACAAAGCAGAACAAGUUAAAGAUGCUGCUAAAAAAGCUUCAGAUUUAGCUAAGCAAAAGACUGGUCAAUUUAUGUAAUAUAUAGAAGAUUCAGAUUAAUUAAACUUAAAUAAAACAUUAGCGAAUAAUUAAGUGCUGUACCAGAUGAAGAAAUUCAAUAGAACACGUAUUAAUAGUAAAAAAUAACAACAGCAAAAAGAAUUAGAUCACUUGGAACUUUUUGUCUAGAAAAAUCAAUUUAAUAUAUACCGAAUCUCUAACUUUUAAUGUUAGGAAUUUUUUCUUUAAAAUAUUUUUCUUUAUAAAUCUUCUCUCUCGUCACAAUAUAUAGAAAAAUUAAUGAUUUGUAUUACUUUUGUUUUACAAAACAUAGUUAAUUGUAUUUUAAACAAAAAUUACCAUUCCUUUUUAACUGCCGGAGUUCCCAGAAUAUAUAUAAUAUUAAGAAUAUCUCCUGUAUCGAAUUAUUUAAGGUUUAGUGCAUAUAUAAUUAAUCUAAAAUACACUUUUUAGAUACGAUAUACGUACUUACGUGACUUAUACUCUACUACUCGUUUAAAAUAAAAUAUACGAGUUUCAUUAUUAUAAAAA